Messenger RNA from Syngnathoides biaculeatus (alligator pipefish), 1099 nucleotides. RefSeq names its product inhibitor of growth family, member 2 (gene ing2). The record is from RefSeq and is a predicted model, not a curated record. NCBI's taxonomy places the organism in Eukaryota, Metazoa, Chordata, Actinopteri, Syngnathiformes, Syngnathidae. Gene Ontology annotation, biological process: positive regulation of DNA-templated transcription. The transcript is spliced from 2 exons. Bases 52 to 927 code for a protein of 291 amino acids. Gene Ontology annotation, cellular component: nucleus.
CACCCUCCCCCCCCCGGCGAUCCCGGCGCUCCUCGAUGCAUCGUCGGGACAAUGUUAGGCCACCACUACCCGAAUGCUGACAAGUCACAACAAUUGGCCAACUACGUGGAGGAUUAUCUGGAAUGCGUGGAGUCCCUGCCUUUGGACAUACAAAGGAAUGUUUCCGUGCUCCGGGAAAUCGACGCUAAGUAUCAAGAAGUGCUGAAGGAGGUGGAUGAAGUCUUUGAGAAGUACAAGGCGGAGCAGGAUAGCGGCCAGCGGAAGCGCCUGCAGGUCCAGUUACAACGGGCGCUCAUCAUCAGCCAAGAGCUGGGCGACGAGAAGAUCCACGUGGUGACCCAGAUGACGGAGUUGGUGGAGAAUCGCUCGCGCCAGAUGGACUCCCAUUCCCUGUGCCUCCAGGAGCCCUGUCAUCCCGAACGGGUGGCACCGGAACGGCGCACGAACGUCCAGGAGCCCCCCGCCGCCGCAGCAGCUGUAGCCACCCCGGCCUCCGCCGAACGCGCCUCGGGCCGCAGGCCGCGACGUCAACGGAACAGCGAGAGCCGAGACUCCAGCCACCCGUCCGCCAACGGCUCCGUGGCGGACGACGCGGUGGAGGAGCCGCCUGCCCCGCUUCCCAGAGAGAAGAAGUCCAAGUCCACCAAGAAGAAGAAGCGCAAGUCCAAGCAGGAGCGAGACGCUUCUCCGGUGGAUUUCGCAAUCGACCCCAAUGAGCCCACCUACUGUUUGUGCGAGCAGGUGUCGUACGGUGAGAUGAUCGGCUGCGACAACGACCAGUGCCCCAUCGAAUGGUUCCAUUUCUCCUGCGUGGGGCUGACCUACAAACCCAAGGGCAAGUGGUACUGUCCCAAAUGCAGGGGGGACAACGAAAAGACCAUGGACAAAAGUUUGGACAAGAACAGAAAAGACCGCCGGUCCAGGUAGUGACCCAGCAGCUAAUCCAUCAGAGGACAAUGUUGAGAGCACAAUUGAACCGCAGAAAAAGCCACUUGUGAGGACAUGUGCUGUGACACCUUCAUCAAGCUAUUUGUUUCAGUGAGAAGUUUCUUUAUUUUUGACGUAUGAAAAAUGAAUAAAACUAAAGCAUCUUGGUAUA